AGUAUGUUGAGAAAUAACAAAAAUCUUUCAAGGAUAAUUAUACAUUUGUAUAGAAUUAUCAUAAAAACAUAGAGAAUGAUUGUGAACAGUUUGAAAAUGACGUCACGAAUUAUCAUAAAUACUUUGAGAAUGAUCGUAAGUAAGUAGAAAAUUAACGUAAAUCAGUCUUCAUCUGCUAAAUUACAGGAAUCAGGAUUAAUUAAAAUAUUUUAAAUUUUCUGUUUUGACCUUUGAACCCAAGCUUUUUUUUCUCCAAUGACACUUUUUUUUUUUUCCUUCUCACCUUUGACCCCUAACGCCCCGCAUGACCCGUUUGAUGCCGGACCACGGAUUUCAUAUUAACCUGCCUGGAGCUGCCCCAAGUAAACGUAAAGUACUGAAGUUAGAUUUUGCCAAUCCGUCAAUCAAAUCAGCCACCAGAUUCAACCUCAGCACUGCGGGACCGCCCUUCCAGAACCCUCACAUAGAACGUUUGCGCACACACAGUAUUGAAUCAUCAGGAAAGUUAAAGAUUUCUCCAGAGCAGCACUGUGACUUCACGGCGGAGGACCUGAAGGACCUGGGGGAGAUCGGCCGGGGAGCGUACGGCUCCGUCAACAAGAUGGCGUACAAACCCAGCGGACAGAUCAUGGCUGUAAAGAGGAUCAGGUCGACGGUGGAUGAGAAGGAGCAGAAGCAGUUGCUGAUGGAUCUGGACGUGGUGAUGAGGAGCAGUGACUGUCCCUACAUUGUCCAGUUCUACGGAGCACUUUUCAGAGAGGGCGACUGUUGGAUAUGUAUGGAGCUCAUGUCUACCUCUCUCGACAAAUUCUAUAAAUAUGUAUAUUCCACGUUGGAGGAUGUGAUCCCCGAGGAGAUCUUGGGCAAAAUUACACUAGCGACUGUGAAAGCACUUAACCACUUAAAAGAAAACUUGAAAAUAAUUCACAGAGACAUUAAGCCAUCGAACAUUCUGUUGGACAGGAACGGGAACAUUAAGCUGUGUGAUUUCGGGAUCAGCGGGCAGCUCGUCGACUCCAUCGCGAAGACUCGAGACGCAGGCUGCAGGCCGUACAUGGCACCGGAGAGAAUAGACCCCAGUGCCUCCAGACAGGGUUAUGAUGUACGCUCAGACGUCUGGAGUUUGGGAAUCACACUGUACGAGUUGGCGACCGGUCGGUUUCCGUACCCGAAGUGGAACAGUGUGUUUGAUCAGCUCACACAGGUGGUGAAAGGAGAUCCUCCACAACUCAGCAACUCGGAGGAGAGAGAGUUCUCCCCCAAGUUCAUCAACUUCGUCAACCUGUGCCUUACAAAGGAAGAGUCGAAAAGGCCAAAGUACCGAGAACUUCUGAAACACCCGUUCAUCCAGAUGUACGAGGAGCGCUCUGUAGACGUGGCCAGUUACGUGUGCAGGAUCCUCGACCAGAUGCCUGCGUCCCCCAGCUCGCCCAUGUACGUGGACUAAACACGCACGCGCACGCCGAUCCACGUGGAGGACAAACAGAAACGCAAGCUGUCGUGUAAAGUUUCGCUUCGUCACAGAACCCUGCAGUGUUCCUCGGAAACGCAGAGACGCCCCGAGCAGUGAGACGGCUGUCCUCAAUCACGCCUGCACAAACACAUACUGUCUGUCUCUCUGUCUGUCUCGUGUCUCACCUCACAGCACGCACCUCCGCUGAUGUGUGGUCUCCGCUUGAGGACGCCUCGUCUCUGGACAUACUGUACAUACACCCUGCUGCUCUCUCUGUGUGUGUGUGUGUGUGUGUGUGUGUGUGUGUGUGUGUUCUGGUCAUGGAGGUCUGCAGAGCGGCCGUACCGAAGCGCUGCUCACGCUGGUCUAUCUGCUCUCUGCCUGAUGAUGGCUCAAUCCCAAACGCCCUGCUCCAUACACAAGCGCACUACGUAGGGUGUUUAAUAAUGGCUCCUGCACCCUAUGUAGUGCAUUGUUUUAUUUGGGAUUCAGCCCAUGAUUGUGUCCUUACUGUAUAAUGAUUCAUGUUCUGAUAUAUAAAAUAAAUAAACUGGAAAUGUA
Messenger RNA from Pangasianodon hypophthalmus (striped catfish), 2014 nucleotides. RefSeq names its product mitogen-activated protein kinase kinase 4a (gene map2k4a). The transcript is spliced from 12 exons. Bases 305 to 1447 code for a protein of 380 amino acids. NCBI's taxonomy places the organism in Eukaryota, Metazoa, Chordata, Actinopteri, Siluriformes, Pangasiidae. The record is from RefSeq and is a predicted model, not a curated record. Gene Ontology annotation, biological process: protein phosphorylation; MAPK cascade. Gene Ontology annotation, molecular function: ATP binding; JUN kinase kinase activity.